GACGGAAUGCACUUGGGUUACUUCGCCGCCGUCCGUCCGUCCGUCUUUCGUUCAACAACUUCGGUUUCACGCGUUUUAAAAGCGAGCGCUUCAAUGAAACCGUCGGCCUUUCGCGUGUCACACGACGGACGUACUUUGCGUAAGUCAGCGCGCGUCGGUUAGUUAGUUUUACGUUGACGUUGAAACGCGCCGUGUGAGGAUGCGCAUCGAUUCUCUUCUUUCGAGCGUUAACGUGGUGCUCGUAAUGGCGUUCGGUAGUCUGGUGUUUGUUCUGCUAUUCAUCUUCGUCAAGAGACAAAUAAUGCGAUUUGCCAUGAAGUCUCGUAGAGGUCCACAUGUCCCUCUCGGCCACAAUGCUCCUAAGGAGCUGAGACAAGAAAUUGAAGCCAAACUGGGCCACGUCCAGAAAGUCCACUUUGAGCCUCGACUGCUGUGGCCAGAGGAUGACUGGCUAAAGCAAAGUGUCCUGUGUGGAACCCAAGACUGCGUGUACAGGGUGAGAGCGCUGGAUGCCAUCAGAGACACUGAUCUCCCUUUCCGUGAACUCGGCGGCACGCCCGCAGCCGUGACCGGUAAGAGACUUCGGACGUGGCUUCUGCAGCUGCGAAACUCCCACUGUAUGUUCCAGGACAGCCUGAGGUCCCUCGUGGACACGGUGCUGGACGGGUACAGCAAAGCGCGUCACGGGGCAGAGGCUUUUGGUGAAGCAGAAUUUUUGAAAUACCACGGCGCUCUGACUGAAUUGGCCUCUGUGGUCAAGUCUCAGAGCGGCGGCAGCACUCCGACCCAGCGGCACCAGUCCGCAGCCAAAGACCUAACCAGCCCCACCGAGCCCGCCAGCCCCUCAUCCUCCCCGACCCAGACCACCUACCACACAUCGUCAAUGCAGCAGCGCAGCAAGCGGCCCAGGAACUUCCUGGAGCUGAAGAACUUCAAAGACAACUACAACACUCUGGACAGUUCGUUCUGAGAAGACGUCCCAACAGGAAGGUCAAAGACGAGGGCAAGCUGUCAGUGAUUAAAGUGCCUGCAGAGGGCGACAGGGGACCAGAUAGUUUAGAGUAAUGUUAAAAACACUGCCUUCGUAUACCCAAACGUAUUUCCUGGUUUACAAUAUAAUGCAUAUCAGACUCAGUGCUCCUGAUCUAAGUGUAGCCCAUGCAUUUAUUCAUCCGAUAUUGAUGCAUGUGCUCUGUAAGUAAGUAGGGUUGAUUUGACCAAAAUGGGGUUAUGCAACGGCAUAAGACAAUCAGUAUUUAUUGCACAAUUUAAAGGCCUAUUUAGACUUGUUACUAUGACCCAACUGGAUUAAAACAUGCUCAUAGUUGAUACUGUUUGUAAAGAUACCUAAUGAUUGUUUGAAAAACACACACUGCUUAUGUCAUUUAUGUUUACAUCUAUGUAUGUCACAACUUGUAUUUCAGCUGUGACAUUUCGUGGCUUGUUUUUGCCUUAAACAUCUGUUUUACAGAAGCCAUACUUAAUUUAAUGAAUUUUGAUGAGCAAGUGCUAUUUUUAUUGUAUAUUAGCUCUGCCAGUGUGAUGCAAUUGAGCAGUAUUCCAGUAAAUGAAUGCAUUCUGAAUGUUGCACCAGGGGAAGUCUCUUUUUAAAAGGUAGGCAUGCCUGCAGAUAUCUGAACUGCGUUUCCUUUGCUAUUCAGGGUUCCCAUGAGGUGAAUAAUUGUAUUUUCUGUAGUUGUUGUUUAAGUUGCUAUCCAAAUAAAAACAAUGACAGACGGAUGAGAUGUUCUUACAUUUCA
Gasterosteus aculeatus aculeatus (three-spined stickleback) is the source of this 1760-nucleotide messenger RNA. RefSeq names its product lipid transport auxiliary protein 1 (gene ltap1). The record is from RefSeq and is a predicted model, not a curated record. Gene Ontology annotation, biological process: phagocytosis. Lineage: Eukaryota; Metazoa; Chordata; Actinopteri; Perciformes; Gasterosteidae.